Molecule: messenger RNA, 294 nt
Organism: Colletotrichum paranaense
Lineage: Eukaryota; Fungi; Ascomycota; Sordariomycetes; Glomerellales; Glomerellaceae
Exons: 1
Coding region: 1-294 (97 amino acids)
Source: RefSeq, a predicted model, not a curated record
AUGAGAGAAUCUGACUUGGCUCUACUUCGGUUGAUUGUGGAGGCUCUGCUCAAAAUGAAUGGCAAAGUACUUCUCAUUGGGCUCUUUAGGAGGAAGGAUAUUAGGGAAGAGCUGAUUGUGAAAGCGAAUGAGAGCUAUGUUGAGCUUAUUCGACAAUUUCAAGAGGAUGAAGUUAACCAAAUAGAGUUCUUAGAGCCGCCCUUGGUUGAUAUGGAGGAGUGUCUGGUAGACCAUGUUCAUCUGAACGAGAGGGGGUAUCAAGUCUGGGCCGAAGUUCUGUCCAAAGCAGUCUAG